Molecule: messenger RNA, 1847 nt
Organism: Diuraphis noxia (Russian wheat aphid)
Lineage: Eukaryota; Metazoa; Arthropoda; Insecta; Hemiptera; Aphididae
Molecular function (GO): protein binding
Source: RefSeq, a predicted model, not a curated record
UUAUAUGCCUACGUUGGUGUAUUCAAAAUACUAUUUUUAGUUUUAUGGAAUAGAAUUAUUCAAAUAGAUUCUAUAAAAUGAAUACAAACGAUGUUAUAUCAUCAUCGUGUGAUUUAUUUAGAAGAGGAAAGUUCACAGAUUGUUGCAACGUUAUUCAAUUUCAUAUUGAUAAUUGUCAUUUGCAAAAAAUCACUUUACAUGACGAAGUGGAGUAUAUAAUACUUAGAAACAAUUUACUUGUUUGCAAUUCUCUGAGGAUUUUACCAGAAAUUAGUACUGAAUAUGUUUUGAAGAUGAACGAGUUUAUAAAUAUUUCUCAACUGUAUUUAUAUGAGAAACAUAUUCCAUUGGAACUGCGUAUCAAUUGUGUUAAUAAUACUUUGCAUUGGUACUGGUUGAAACCAACCGACAUUCCCGAUUAUUGCUAUAAUAAAAUAAUGACAUUAGUCAAUAAAUCAUUGCAUGAAGUAUUACAUGAAAAUGGAAAGAGUACUGUGAAUUUGGGAUCUCAUGUCGGCAACGAACAAGAUAUACUUAAUAGCCUUGAAUGCCUGUCCAAUGGAUUUCUUAGUUUAGAGCCAAUAUUGGUUGUUCAAUGUUUAGAAAUCUCACAGAUAUUACUAUUAAUUUUUUUGUCUCGACAAAGUUUUACUUCACUCUUAGUACAUUUUACAAUGGAAUUGAUAAAUCAAGUCAAAACUAUAAUGUGUGCUAUUAAACUUAAAAAACCAAGCUAUGUUGCUAACUGUUUUAAACUAGGACUUUCAAAACUCAAUGUUUUUCURGAUACAGAGCAUAUCAAAACAAUAGUUAUUAGUGGGCAUGUGUCCUUGUGUAUAAGACACAUUUUGGAAAAUCAACAUCAUCAAGCCGUAUCUACACUGAGUACUAUGGAACAAUACUUAUUGAAUCAAAAUGAUGAAUUUUUUUGUUUGAUGUGCUAUUUAAAGGCUCUCGCAAAUUUCUAUUUAGAAGAGUUUGAAAUUACAUUAUGUUAUUUAUCACAAAUGGUUGAAUGCCUGAUGGAACCUUUUAUUAAAUCAAGAUGUUAUUUAUUACUUGGGAGAACUCAUUUAAAAAUGGGUAAUAGUGAUUUGGCAAUUCAGUCAUUAGAGAAAUUAAAAGAUUCAGAGUUUAGUAAUAUAAUGGCUUAUUACAUGUCACUGCAUUAUGAAAUGAAUAACAUGCAGUUUAUGCAAAUGGUGGUGUUGGAACAGGCUAUUAAGGGAGAUUUUGAUGGACAUAAAGGGCAUGAAGAAUUGUCCAAUAGUUACACAACAAAAGUACUAAUCAUUUUACACCCUCAACCAGAUCUGACUAAAAGGCAAUUACUUUACUUAGCGGCAAAAAAAAAAUAUGAACACACUAGUUAUAAUCUAGCAGCUUCUACUUAUUUAAGUCUUUUAAACUUGAAUGUGGUUGAUCAAUAUGUUUCUGACUUGGUAACAAUUCCAUCAAUGUUUAUGCUUAAGCACGAAGCAGCUGUAGCUUUGUUAAAAGCUCGUAAACCAGAAGAAGCUUUUAAACUAUGYCAAUCCUUGAUUGAAGAAUAUGAACCAGGAUACAGCAUGUGGAAGAGCGAUUCAUUCUGGGCUGAUGAACUGAAUGAUUACAAUUUUAAUGUAGUUGGAACAAUGUUAUUGGCUGAAACGGGAUUUAAUAAAAAUACUGAUUUGGUUUUGGAAGCACUAAACAAGUCUUUCAAUUGUCUGUAUACUAAAAUCAGUCUUGAUUGCACGACGGAAUUUGGUGAUAAUGAAGAAGAAAAUAUUAAAACUUUGCGACGAAUCCUCAUAGGUAAAAUAUUAUUACUUAAAGCAACAGUUUUGAGCAAGUUAAAUAAAGAA